AUGCGACCAACGAUUUACUGCCCCUCGUUCAUGUGUAACUACACGGACUGCUAUACGAUGUACGCCAGUCAAAACACCUCCUCAUGUAUAGCUUGGUCCUUCUGUCAGCUGAUGAGACAGACGGACAUGAGCUACGUUGCCGGCUGCGUCGCCUCCUGUGCUGACAGCUGCGUCGACGCCUCUCAGACCAACUGCUCUGUGAACUGCUGCAACUCUACUGGCUGCCUAAACGCCACGUUUGCAUCCAUGAUGAUGAUGACGACAACCACAGCUGGACCAACAGCCGUGACCCAGACCAGCAACACCAUGACAACCUCAGUGAAUUACGCCAGUCAGAUAUCAAACUCCACUGACAUGAAUGGAACUGCUAUGCCAUAUACUCCACCAAUGAGCAUGAUAUACUGCCCCUCGUUCAUGUGUAACUACACGGACUGCUACAUGAUGUACGACAGUCAGAACGCCACCUCGUGUGCUUUGGGCUGCUGUCAGAUGAUGAGACUGACGGACAUAUGCUACGUCGCUUCCUGCGUCGCAUCCUGUGCUGAAAGCUGCGUCAACGCCUCCCAGACCAACUGCUCCGUGAACUGCUGCAACUCCACCGGCUGCCUCAACGCCACGUUUGCGUCCAUGAUGAUGACCACAACCACAGACAUGGCGAGAACAACAACAGUGGCAACGACGCCAGCGACGACGACAACAACCACAGCAGCCACUACGAUGAUGGCCUCCAGUACACCACCGACAGCAGACAAUGGAAAGAAAUGCCAUCAAGGUACAUGCACUGGUUCGACCUGCUACACAAAUUUUGCACAGGCGGCGCUCCAGACAUGCUCCUCUGCACACCUGCACUGUCAGCUGAAAAAAGAGAUGGUAGGUUCCGACAUGAAGUGGACGGCAGGCUGCGCCAUCAACUGUUCUGCUGAGACGCCGUGCAAACAAUCCACAACCCCUCCAUGUCAACUGGAGUGCUGCAGCGCCACCAUGACCUCCUCCUGCCUGUGGCUGAACGGCACGCUGAAUGUCCCCAAUUUUGCCACAAGAGGUCCUCACCUUAACACAGAAUUGGGCGCUUUCUUACUUUGCCUGCUCGCCAUCGCCUUGAUGCUGUAAGUGAAAGGCAGCAUGCUCAGCUGACUGUGUGGAUCAUAAAGUAACCAGAGCUUUGUUCAGCUCUCAGUCCAGCCAGUCAGGGGGAGGAAAACAAAACAAAACAAAAAAAAAAAAAGCUUAGCAGUGCAGAGCUUAACACGUCAUGUUGUUCAUAUGUGAUUGUACUGUAUAUAUGUAUGGAAUUGAUGUAAGGUCUCAGUUACAAUGUUGAUUUUAUUUCUUGUUUUUAUAAAAAAAAAAAAAAAAAAUCCCAAUCAAGUUUUUAAUCUCUGGUUCAAGGCUCAAUGAAAAAUGUGAACUCAAUGAAAAUCAAAAAUCAAAACAUGGCGGAGGCCACUCGGUCCUCACAUCACUUCAGACUUAGGGUGCAAAUCACGGUUCUAAUUACCAAGAACAAAACAUUUCUUCUCAGUGAACUCGUCAUUUUAAAUUGCUGUAAACCUUGUCAUUUGUUUUAGCCACGACCUUGCCCAUAACUGGAAUUGAAUUCAGUUGCUGAGAGCCAAACACAGUUUUGUUUUGUUUGUGCCUUCACACUUUCAAAUGACUGUAGACUAAUUUCAUCUUUUUUGGAAUUGGGUGAGUGAUCCUAAAGAGAUAAGCGUCUCCAUGAACACAUUUUAUUACCACAAGCUCUCUCUAGAUGAUCAUUUUUCCCUCAAGCCAUUGUGAGAGUGACGCAGCUAUGACUCUAAAUGCACUUUAUCAAACACAGAUGUUGGGCUGUAACAGGGUGUCGUGAAGGUUUGCUGACGCAUUUCUGUAGAUGUACUCAUAAAAGAAAAAAAUUAUCUGUGAAUCGUGAGUUGGAUGUUUAUACUGUGUGGUUUACAAAGUAUAUUUUAUGGUAUAAUGGUGUCGUUGUGUAAAUGUUUAAUGAAAGCUUUAUUAAUCUCUUUUUCUAGUUGUGUGUGCUGUAUAGAAUAUACAAAUUGUAAGAAAAAUUAAAUAAAUUACAUGUACAAAUGAA
Messenger RNA from Acanthopagrus latus (yellowfin seabream), 2080 nucleotides. RefSeq names its product keratin-associated protein 10-10. The coding region runs from base 1 to 1110 and encodes 369 amino acids. The record is from RefSeq and is a predicted model, not a curated record. Lineage: Eukaryota; Metazoa; Chordata; Actinopteri; Spariformes; Sparidae. The transcript is spliced from 10 exons.